CGAGUGAACUGCAGGUUGUGCGGGGAAUGUAUCCACUCAAUCCAGUCCAAGCCCAAACAAGCCUUAUCGCCUUCACCGAUACGAGUUCAAACAAUGGUGGGAGGAUUCAUUCCAUCAUCAUCUCCUCAUCUGCCCGGUUUUUGCUGCCUCGCCCUUCACUGUCUUCUCUUUACUUAUCAUCGCCCCCCCUGAAUGUAUUCCUUCCCCUUUUCCCCUGUCCCACCACCGCCUUCGCCAUGAAUCUCCGUCGAGUGACCUCACACAACUUUCACACUUUCCGACAUCACUAUGUGUCCGAGAUCUCGGGCUCGCUGGGCGACCUAGGCACUUUCCUGCCUAUUGCCAUCGCCCUCGCCAUCAAUGGCACCGUCUCUCUCUCUAGCACUCUGAUCUUCUCCGGCCUCUUCAACAUCCUGACAGGUCUCUUCUUCGGGAUUCCUCUGCCUGUGCAGCCCAUGAAAGCUAUUGCCGCCGUAGCCAUUGCCCGGACCUUCACCAACGGGGCCAUCGCCGCCGCCGGUAUCUUUGUUGGUGCUUGCAUCUUCCUCUUCAGCAUCACCGGCCUGCUGAACUGGUUCGCCAAUGCCAUACCCGUCCCUGUGAUCAAGGGAAUCCAAGUUGGCGCCGGUCUAUCCCUGAUCAUCGCCUCAGGGGGUUCGAUCCUCUCCUCCCUGGGGUGGCUAUACCCAUCCUGGGCUGACAACCGCAUCUGGGCCGUGGCCGCAUUCCUCUUCCUCAUCAUCACCAACGUGUACCGCAACGUGCCCUACGCCCUCCUCGUCUUCAUCCUCGGGCUUUCAUUCGCUGUCAUCGGCAGCGCGCUAGCCUCCGAUCUCCCCUCCCUCGUCUUCUGGCACCCCUACACCGUGAUCCCCUCGGCCCACGAAUGGCGUAUCGGCGCCCUUGACGCAGGGGUCGGUCAGAUCCCCCUGACGACCUUGAACUCCAUCGUCGCCGUCGUCCACUUGGCGAGUGAUCUCCUCCCCACCCAGGAGAUCCCCUCCAUCACCUCCGUCGGCCUCAGCGUAGCCGGCAUGAACCUCAUCGGGUGCUGGUUCGGCGCCAUGCCCGUGUGCCACGGCUCCGGCGGCCUGGCGGCCCAGUAUCGGUUCGGGGCGCGCUCCGGCGCCAGCGUCAUCUUCCUGGGUGUCGUCAAGCUCAUCAUUGGCGUCUUCUUCGGCGAAUCCCUCGUCGGCCUGCUGAAGCGCUUCCCCACCGCCCUGCUCGGCGUCAUGGUCAUCGCCGCCGGCCUGGAACUGGUCAGCGUGGGCGAGUCGCUCAACACCACCGGGGCGCGCGAUAUCCGCAAGGCGAACCACGGGUUCGCCGGCGAUGGCGCCCAGGAGAUUGGCCCCAUGCUCAGCGACUGGGAGCGUAAGCGCCGCUGGACCGUCAUGAUGGUCACCGUCGGGUUGCUGGUCGGGUUCAAGAAUGACGCCGUCGGCUUCGUGGCUGGCAUGCUCUGCCAUUGGGGUUAUGAGCUGCCCACGCUGUUUGAGCGAGUCCGCGAGCGUUGGAAUCAGCGGAGGAUCCAGUUGGAGUAAUCUGAAUCGCGGAACUUGUGUCCGCUUGUUGGAUUUCAAUCGGCCCUACAGUUUUUGAGUUGUUUUGUAUAGUUGACCUCUGUGUAUAUACGCAUUUCGGAGGCAUUUUUGUCGAUUUCCGUUGGUUCUUGAUAUGAAAGAGAUGAGAUAUGGGUUUAUGCUUUGGAUUUUUUUUUGGAUGCGUGCGUUGAUUUGCCAGGCAACGAGAGGCCUUGGCCACAUGGCUACUUCUGUCCUUAACAAGAUGAUCCAGAUUGGGAUAUAGUUUUGGCUUGGUCGAAUCAGAUAGUAUGGCUUCAGCUACAGGGCCUGGGCAAUGGACUGCUGGGUCUGACCUAGAGAGAUAUACAGAAA
Aspergillus homomorphus CBS 101889 is the source of this 1898-nucleotide messenger RNA. Its product is annotated as putative sulfate/molybdate transporter. Lineage: Eukaryota; Fungi; Ascomycota; Eurotiomycetes; Eurotiales; Aspergillaceae. Gene Ontology annotation, molecular function: molybdate ion transmembrane transporter activity. Bases 237 to 1544 code for a protein of 435 amino acids. The transcript has a single exon. Gene Ontology annotation, biological process: molybdate ion transport. The record is from RefSeq and is a predicted model, not a curated record.